CGGGAGGUGAAUUUUGCCGCAUGCAAGCUCCGAGAUUAUAGUGAGGUAUGUGCAACUAGGAACCUAUUCGUUACUAGUAGUUCGGCGCGUAUAGCUCCGCGAUUUCCUUGAUGCUGUAUGGUGGCCUCAGUAAAGCAAAGCAGACGACUGUCUCAACCUGGGAGUUUUACCUCGGUAUCUUUUAUUGAAGUUAUCAAGUGAAAGGAGUCAAAUGGCCCAACAUAGAUAAGGGAAUAAAUGUCGAAGCUUUGGUACAGCACCCCAGCCAAAGAAUGGUCUGAGAGCCUUCCAAUUGGCAAUGGAAGGCUUGGGGCUGUGGUCUAUGGUCGUACUUCAACAGAGCUUCUCCAACUCAAUGAGGACUCUGUCUGGUACGGUGGCCCCUUGGAUCGAACUCCCAGGGAUGCAUUUCGCCAUCUGCCUCAGCUGAGAAAACUCAUUAGAUGCGGGAACCACGCCGAGGCUGAGAAGCUCGUGCGACUUGCUUUCUUUUCAACUCCCCAUUCCCAACGGCAUUAUGAACCCCUGGGUUCCGCUACCCUCGAGUUUGGCCACGAAGCUCUAGAUGUUCAAAGCUAUAAGAGGAGUUUAGAUCUUGAGACUUCUAUUGUCAAGGUCGAGUAUGAGCACCAAGGCAUCCAGUAUGUUCGCGAGACUGCCGCUAGCCAGCCGGAUAAUGUCCUUGCAAUGCGAAUUAAAGCAUCUGAGCCGGUUACAUUCAUGGCACGCUUGACAAGAGUCAGCGAGUGGGAAUACGAGACCAACGAGUUUCUGGAUAGUGUCACCGCAACAGACGGGGUGAUCACCAUGCAUGCCACGCCUGGUGGCAAGGGUAGCAAUAGACUCUGUUGCAUUCUCAGCAUCAAGUGCGAUGGUGAAGGCUCAGUGUCUGCGGUCGGAAACGCACUGGUUGUAACAGCCCGAGAAGCUUUAGUCGUCAUUGCAGCUCAGACGACCUAUAGGCAUGAUAACCCAGAAGUUACAGCAUUAGCAGAUGCCACGAAAGCACUGAAUAUGCCAAAUCUUUGGGAACGGCACAUUGCCGAUUAUAGGUCACUCUACUCUCGAAUGGGCUUGCACCUCUACCCAGACGCGUGUGACAUCCCCACAGAUCAAAGGAUAUCCCAGGCUCCAGAUCCAGGACUGGCCGCCCUCUACCACAAUUACAGCCGCUACCUCCUUAUCUCCUGCAGUAGAGAUGGGUUCAAGCCGAUCCCGGCCACCCUUCAAGGACUUUGGAACCCUUCGUUUCAACCCGCCUGGGGAAGCAAGUACACCAUCAACAUCAAUCUCCAGAUGAAUUACUGGCCCGCGAACGUCUCCAAUCUCGCUGAAUGUGAACUCCCUCUUUUUGAUCUACUUGAGCGCGUUGCCGAGCGGGGCAAGAAAACAGCGAUGACGAUGUAUGGAUGCCGUGGUUGGGCUGCCCACCACAAUACCGAUAUCUGGGCCGACACAGAUCCGCAGGACAGGUGGAUGCCCGCCACCCUCUGGCCAUUGGGAGGUGCCUGGCUAUGCGUGCAUGUCUGGGAAAGCUAUCUCUUCAACCAGGAUACGGAGUUUCUGGCGCGGAUGUUCCCAGUCCUCAAAGGCUGUGUGCAGUUCCUUGUUGAUUUUCUCAUUGAGGACAUCUCAGGUGACCACCUCGUCACAUGCCCGUCCCUCUCUCCUGAGAACUCCUUUUUCGAAGCCGACAAAACCCGUGGUACUCUAUGCGAAGGCUCCACAAUUGACAUUCAGAUAAUUACAUCUGUCUUCGAUGCCUUUAUAUCCGCCUGCGCCACCCUAUCCCUCCCUGCCGAUGACCUGCUUCCCUCUGUCAAAGCCUCCUUGUCCCGCCUACCCCCGCCCAAAAUUGGCUCUUUUGGUCAGCUCCAGGAGUGGCGAACAGAUUACAUGGAAGUCGAACCGGGGCACAGACAUAUCUCACAUCUCUGGGCCCUUCAUCCUGGCUCAGCCAUAACCCCUUCCGCCACUCCUGAUCUGGCAGCGGCGUGUACAGCUGUCCUAAACCGUCGCGCCGAUCAUGGCGGAGGCCACACUGGUUGGAGUCGUGCGUGGUUAAUUAACCUGCAUGCACGGCUUUGGCAAGCUGCAGAAUGCCUGGGACAUGUGAAGAAGCUGCUGCGAGACUCGACAUUACCAAAUCUCCUAGACGUGCACCCGCCUUUUCAGAUUGAUGGGAAUUUUGGGGGCGGGGCGGGAGUUCUAGAGAUGCUAGUACAGUCGCACGAAGGUUUUAUUAGGGUGCUUCCUGCAUGUCCCGCAGAGUGGGAAAGGGGUAGUGUGAGGGGAGUUAAGGCAAGAGGGGGUUGGGAGGUAGAUUUUGAGUGGGAGGGUGGAAGGGUGAAGGGACCAGUGGUGGUGAGGAGUGAAGGGUCUGGAGGGAAAGUGGUAUUCAUGAACAGUUCGAAGGUAGCCUCAUUCCCGGAGGGGAAGGGAGAGCAUCUUGUUUAUGAGCCGGAAGACGUUUAACACAAACAUUCUUGUAUAGACGCAUUCAUUUUAUCUCCGCAUCUAUG
Molecule: messenger RNA, 2522 nt
Organism: Pseudogymnoascus verrucosus
Lineage: Eukaryota; Fungi; Ascomycota; Leotiomycetes; Thelebolales; Thelebolaceae
Exons: 1
Coding region: 238-2475 (745 amino acids)
Biological process (GO): carbohydrate metabolic process
Molecular function (GO): alpha-L-fucosidase activity
Source: RefSeq, a predicted model, not a curated record